AUGACAUUGAAUACGGUCGCAUUGGGUGCCUCCCUUACGCCUACCGUCGUCGCGACCUUGGUCUCUCAUUAUCUGCAUCGAAAAUCCCGUCGCACGAAACCAACCGUCCACAUCUCCUACGACGAGGCAAUCCAGGUCAUUCGUCAAUUUCUCAUCUAUGCUUCCAAACACACCGUCGAGGAUCUUCAGGCGUUCACAGCUCAACGAGUUCCCGCCCCUCAUUGGGUAAAGACAACCAAGGUCCUCAUUCCAGAGAAGUACCUCUCCUCUGCUGCGACCGCUCUUAUCAACCAACUUGGUCCCAAAGGCGUAGCGCGCGUGGGGGGAGAGAAAUGGUGGCAAUGGCGUGGACCGUCGGAGGACCUCAGGGGAGAAUGGAUUGAGAUGAAGUCGGACUACCAUGAGAGGAAACGCACAAACGAUCAUCCGAGCGGGAAGCGCAUCAUGUUGUAUAUUCACGGCGGUGCCUACUUUUUUGGCAGUGUGGAGACCCAUCGGUAUCAAUUGCAGCGUCAUGCUAGAAAGCUCAAGGGUCGAGUAUUUGCACGUUACGCCCGGUCACAGAAAGUAGAAUGGCAGCUAAAACCUACAAUAGCUGAAUAUCGUCUGGCACCGCAGUUUCCCUUUCCUUGCGCCCUACAGGACUGUCUGGCGGCUUAUUUGUUCCUCCUCACCGAACACGAUCCGACAGAGAUCAUCUUUGCGGGAGACUCCGCAGGCGGUGGCAUGAUACUUUCAAUGUUGGUCACCAUACGCGACCAAGGACUGCCUUUGCCCGCCGGAGCGAUCCUAAUCUCUCCCUGGGUUGAUCUUACACAUUCUUUUCCCAGUGUGCUAUUGGAUUGUCCAGGUGACUACAUCCCGCCGAAUGGCUUUCGACAUAAGCCCUCCGCAGCCUGGCCGCCCCCAAACGCGGAUGAAAUUCGGGCGAUCAAGAACGCAAAGCAGAAGUCACCAGAAAGCGCCGUGGAGGAAGCCUUGCCAAAAGAGGACAGCCGGGCUCAAGAGACAGCAGUGAAGGGGUACACAGUCGAGAAGGACGGGUCAGGUCGGACAGAACCUACUCCGCCGGGUGAUCAAAACGCAGUGGAUGACGAGACCAGGAUCAUCGAAAUUCCUAUUGACGGUCAAAAAGUCGAACUCAAGGACCAGAUUCAAAUGUACGCACCGAAUCACCUCAUGUCUCACCCACUCGUCUCUCCGGUACUCCAACCGUCACUUGGCGGUCUACCCCCACUUCAGAUCCUCUCCGGGGGAGGCGAGCGGUUAAGGGAUGAGCAGUUUUACAUUGCUCACAAGGCCGCAAAUCCGACAGCAUAUCCACCCAGUGACAAGACUCUUGACGAGUAUCAUCCCAAACGUGAAAUCUUACACAAAUAUCCUGGCACACACGUUCAGCUCCAGGUUUGGGACGAUCUCUGCCACGUUGCGCCAACCCUAAGUUUCACGCGUCCGGCCAAGUACAUGUUCCGUUCGAUUGCUCAAUUCGGUGCCUGGGCUCUUGCAUGUUCCCAGACUUCUGAGAUUCACAUCCUCGAUGACAAUGAUAUCUCCCCCAUCUCCUCCUCCAGUGAGACAGACGGUCUUGAAGCAGCUGCCAACGGGGACCACAAGGGUAGCUCAAGACCGCCAGUUGCAUUCGUCGGCAGGGCUGGUGAUUCCCUGCCCGCCUUUAGAGAUCGUAUGAUCCGCCAGAGAGUCGACAAGAGAGGACACAUAUAUCCCCUCGAUCCCCCGUCCUCAUAUUCCGUCCUGCAAUUCCCGCGGGAUAAGAUCGGCGUAGCGAACCCGGAGCUGGUCCGGAAGUGGAUGGCGGGCAAGAAAGAGUGGGAUAUCAAAUUUGCCAAGGAUAAGCUGCGAGUGCAGAAGCAACGGAUCGAGGAGUUGGCUCGCGGAUUCCAGGAUUUUGAGGGCGACACUGCUCCUCCUAGCUCCUUGGCGGCAAGGAGAAUGGCUCCCGGUGUCUUGCCUCAAAAGGGCGGAAAGCAUCGGAAGAGCUACCCGAUGACGAUGUGGAGUCGGAUGGCUAGCAAGCAUGACAAGAAGACCCUUGAAAGAGAACAACAGAUGCAGACGGAGGGUCGCUCGAAGCUAACGAGCGUCGAAGCUGGACGAGCAUGGGCGUCCAUGGACAAAACGAGAUCUGGAGAUCGUGUCGAGUCCUUUCCGACUGAGGAGUCAAACAAGGACGCACAGGUCAAUGGAGGGAAAUCACCCGAGGGUCCGCGAAAAGAUGAGGAACCACCUAACGAUGCUGAACAAGAUAGGAACCAAUCUGAAGCCUCUCGUCCGGCAACGUCGAAUUGGGGACAGUCUACUACUCCUAUGAUUGUUUUGCCCGGUUAUGAAAGCAAGCAGUUCAAUGCAGAUAAUGCCAGCACGACGACGUUGCUACAUGCUGCCGGGACCAUCCCCGCUCGAUCCGAAAAGCCCCGGCCUGUCUCCCAGGCCGGUUCCGGGACGAUUCGCAGCGCCAUGACCACCGAGCGAGAAGAUGCCAGUACACUCGAUGAUGCGAGGUCAGUAGCUCUGACAGUGACGACGGCACUGGACAAUGCCAGUACUCGGGCAGUGCUUCAUUCUACUGGAGUAAUCGGCGUGGUCAACGACAAGAACUCGACCAAUGGUUCUGUCGAGACGUUGUCUGCGCCUCGACCAUCCGGGGAUCUGGAGUCUUUCUAUUCGAUCAAUGCGAAUUCUGGGGGCGAUGGUCAUUCUGUCCGUGCUCGUCCAGAUAUGCCUGAUCGGGAAGUGUUCAAGACCGCAGAUGAACAUCUUUGA
Molecule: messenger RNA, 2781 nt
Organism: Aspergillus thermomutatus
Lineage: Eukaryota; Fungi; Ascomycota; Eurotiomycetes; Eurotiales; Aspergillaceae
Product: lipase/esterase family protein
Exons: 4
Coding region: 1-2781 (926 amino acids)
Molecular function (GO): hydrolase activity
Source: RefSeq, a predicted model, not a curated record